AUGAUUGGUUCUGCCAUGUACGAAUUGGUUAAGGUCGGUCAUGAGAAUUUGGUCGGUGAAGUCAUUCGUAUCGACGGUGAUAAGGCUACGAUCCAGGUUUAUGAGGAGACUGCUGGUGUUACUGUGGGAGAUCCUGUUUUGAGAACUGGUAAGCCAUUGUCAGUGGAAUUGGGUCCUGGUUUGAUGGAGACCAUUUAUGACGGUAUCCAACGUCCUCUCAAGGCCAUUCAGGAGAAUUCUAAGAGUAUUUAUAUUCCUCGUGGUGUGGAUGCUCCUGCUUUGAACCGUGAUAUCAAAUAUGAAUUCAAGCCCGGUGAUUUCAAGGUUGGUGAUCAUAUCACUGGUGGUGAUAUUAUCGGAUCUGUUUAUGAGAACUCUCUUUUGUCUGAUCACAAGAUCUUGCUUCCUCCUAGAGCCAGAGGUACAGUCACCCAUAUCGCUGAGCCUGGUUCGUACACAGUUGCUGAGAACAUUUUGGAAAUCGAGUUCGAGGGUCAAAAGUACAAUUAUUCCAUGUUCCACACGUGGCCUGUUCGUGUUCCUCGUCCCGUCAGCGAGAAAUUGACUGCCGAUUUCCCUCUUUUGACCGGUCAAAGAGUCUUGGAUGCUUUGUUCCCCUGUGUUCAAGGUGGUACUACCUGUAUUCCCGGUGCUUUUGGUUGUGGUAAGACCGUCAUUUCGCAAUCUCUUUCUAAAUAUUCUAACUCGGAUGUUAUUAUCUAUGUUGGAUGUGGUGAACGUGGUAACGAGAUGGCUGAAGUAUUGAUGGAGUUCCCCGAACUGUUUACAGAAAUUAAUGGCAGAAAAGAACCUAUUAUGAAGAGAACUACUCUUGUUGCGAAUACCUCGAACAUGCCAGUAGCUGCUCGUGAGGCUUCUAUUUAUACUGGUAUUACAUUGGCCGAGUAUUUCCGUGAUCAAGGUAAAGAUGUUUCUAUGAUUGCCGACUCGUCGUCUCGUUGGGCCGAAGCUCUUCGUGAGAUUUCUGGUCGUCUUGGAGAAAUGCCUGCUGAUCAGGGUUUCCCUGCUUAUUUGGGUGCUAAAUUGGCUUCUUUCUAUGAACGUGCUGGAAAAGCCACUGCUCUUGGAAACCCUGGAAGAAAGGGAUCCGUAUCGAUUGUGGCUGCCGUAUCACCUCCUGGUGGAGAUUUCUCAGAUCCUGUUACCACAUCGACUCUUGGUAUUACCCAGGUUUUCUGGGGUCUUGAUAAGAAGUUGGCACAAAGAAAGCAUUUCCCAUCCAUCAACACUUCAUUAUCGUACUCUAAGUAUACCAAUGUUCUUGACAAGUACUAUGACGGCCACUACCCUGAAUUCCCCACUCUCCGUGACCGUAUUAAGGAGAUUAUUUCAAAUGCCGAGGAGUUGGAGCAGGUUGUUCAAUUGGUCGGCAAGAGCGCCCUUUCCGAUUCCGACAAGAUUACCCUUGACGUGGCCACUCUGAUCAAGGAGGAUUUCCUGCAACAAAACGGAUACUCGAGUUACGACGCUUUCUGUCCUAUCUGGAAGACCAAUGCCAUGAUGAAGGCGUUUGUUACGUACUUUGAGGAGGCUCAAAAGGCAGUUGCUGCCGGCGCUUCCUGGAGCAAACUGGCCGAGUCUACUGCCGAUAUCAAGCACGCUGUAUCGUCGUCGAAAUUCUUCGAGCCCAGUCGCGGUGAGAAAGAGCUUGACGUCGAGUUCGGCAAACUCGUGUCCAGCAUCACCGACCGUUUCGCCGAUGCCUCUGAGUAA
Sugiyamaella lignohabitans is the source of this 1734-nucleotide messenger RNA. It is a transcript of the gene VMA1, whose product is annotated as H(+)-transporting V1 sector ATPase subunit A. The transcript has a single exon. NCBI's taxonomy places the organism in Eukaryota, Fungi, Ascomycota, Dipodascomycetes, Dipodascales, Trichomonascaceae. Gene Ontology annotation, cellular component: proton-transporting V-type ATPase, V1 domain; fungal-type vacuole membrane. The record is from RefSeq and is a predicted model, not a curated record. The coding region runs from base 1 to 1734 and encodes 577 amino acids. Gene Ontology annotation, biological process: proton transmembrane transport; ATP metabolic process. Gene Ontology annotation, molecular function: ATP binding; proton-transporting ATPase activity, rotational mechanism; ATP hydrolysis activity.